UCUUCAUCCUGCGUUACAUUCUGUUCUGUACGCAUCAUACGAAAGCUCACUCGAUCACAUCAAGACUGAAAAUGGAUCUAGGAUCAAUUUGGCAGCACCUCAAGGAAGCCACCGGCGCUACCGCAUCCCCAGCUCAGUCCUUGACGGACCCCUCUACUGGGGGAAUCUUUCCUCUAACCAUCAUCAAGGAUGUUCUUCGACAUCCUUUGCAGAAACUCGGAGUUGCUGGAAAGCAAGAGAAUGUGAUCCCCCCAGCGACACCAAGCAAGAGCGACGCGCCCCGUGAGGUCCUCCUGGGAUCUCAUGCAGUGGGAGGCAUGAUCGCCAAGCUCAUCGGUGCCGUGACCAGCCCCCAUGUGGCAGUGCAGCCUAUUUUCGUUUCAUCAAACCCAGCUCCUGAUCCUACCCACCACUGGGCUAUCCUCGUUGGGGAUUAUUAUCACGAGCUAGGCGGCGAUGUUGACUUCAAGAUCCUGUACAACAAUGACAAGACGUCAGCGCAGACCUUUUUCGGUGCAUGGCAGAAGCCGAUGGUGAUUGGGAAGACUACGUUUAACGACGAAGCUAUUCGACAGGCCGCCGAAGAGGUCAUCAAGGCAAUGGUGCCGGAGUACAAUGUCUACAACAACAAUUGUCAACUUUUCUGCAUGAACCUGGCGGACGUGAUUUGUGAGGGUGGCCAUGCUACACCAACCACUAGCUGGCAGAUGAUACCUGCUUUACAGUCGGAGCCAGCGAAACGUGUACGAGAGAUAGCACUUGAGCAUACCCCGUUUAUUCCUCCGGUCCAACUAGCAUAAUGACGGCUCUUGAAUAGGAGAU
This is a messenger RNA of Fusarium redolens, 822 nucleotides long. RefSeq lists its product as uncharacterized. Bases 72 to 800 code for a protein of 242 amino acids. The transcript has 3 exons. NCBI's taxonomy places the organism in Eukaryota, Fungi, Ascomycota, Sordariomycetes, Hypocreales, Nectriaceae. The record is from RefSeq and is a predicted model, not a curated record.